CACAGAGGAAGUUGCGGUGUCACAGUUCCUCAGUGCUGCUGCAUUGCUUGAGGACAGUGACAUUUGCUUUGAGAGUAGUAGCAUAGGGCUUCAUUCACCAUUAUCAUCAGCACACAUUCUUGUGACGGGCUCCCAAGAUGCCGAACGUGCACAACCGCAACGAAUGGAUGCAGCAACCCAGACAUCUGCCAGAGGCGGGCUUGCUGUUGAGGAAAGAGUGGAUGCCGGUACCCAGGCAACUGCCACCAGCACGGUAGCAGGACAAACACAUGACCAGGGAACGCAAUGGGAACGGAACCUCUAUGAGGAUCACUGUUAUGCGCAAAUUCCUGCUACUGAGCCGCACCGCACGUCAUUUGCCAGCACACUCUCUGCUGAUGACAUUAAUUUCUACACAGGGGUGUCACAGCCAGUGUUUAGUCAGAUGGUAGAAAUAGUAACAAUGCUUGCACAGAAGCCAAGCUUUCUGCCACGCGAAGACCAGCUCUUGCUGUGCCUUAUGAGACUGCGUCUGGGGCUCCUCUACGGACAUCUUGCAAGAAUUUUUCGUGUGUCCGUUUCAAGUGUGGGGAACCACUUUAUUUAUAUACUUGGAAUUGUCUCUGAUAUCAUGAAGGAAGUUGUUACCUGGCUACCACGAAGCUACAUUCGCAAUACCAUGCCCGAGUCAUUCAUUCAGAAUGGAUAUUCAUGCACCACAUGCAUUCUUGACUGUACUGAAGUUGUGCUACAACGUCCGAGGAAGCUCAUGCCUACAGCACAGACCUACAGUAACUACAAAUAUAACAAUACAGUGAAGUUUCUGGUGGCAAUUGCCCCGAAUGGCUUCAUAAUAUUUGUUUCCAAAGCUUAUGGUGGGCGUGCAUCCGAUAAACUUCUCACGAAAGAUUGUGGCAUCUGUGACCUUUUCAUGCCUGGGGAUGAAAUCAUGGCAGAUAGAGGCUUCACUCUGGACCACGAACUGCAAGUGCAGGGGAUUCGACUUAACACCCCAGCAUUCACAAGAGGGAAGUCUCAAUUAACACAGGCAGAAGUGACCCAGACAAGACGGAUAGCCGCUGUACGGAUCCACAUUGAAAGAGCGAUCAACAGGAUCAAGACCUAUCGCACAUUGAAACAGGCCUUACCUAUUGCAUCUAAGAAGGUUAUCAGUAACAUAAUUUUUGUAUGUGCUGGGCUCUGUAACUUAAAGCCACCCCUGAUCAGGGAAGCUCACAGGACAGCAUAG
Ornithodoros turicata is the source of this 1228-nucleotide messenger RNA. RefSeq lists its product as uncharacterized. The record is from RefSeq and is a predicted model, not a curated record. The coding region runs from base 164 to 1228 and encodes 354 amino acids. Lineage: Eukaryota; Metazoa; Arthropoda; Arachnida; Ixodida; Argasidae. The transcript has 5 exons.